AUGGCGGGGCUGGGGCCGGGGGCUUCCCCGGGCGGCGCCUCCUGCGAGCUGUGCGCGGCGCAAAAGCAGCCCGGCGCGGCGGCGGCGUGGAGUUGCCUCACCUGCCUGAGUUCCUUCUGCGGGACCCACGCGCUGCCGCACCGGAGCGGCGGGGAUGGCGUCGGUGCGGCUUUCCGCGGGCACCGGGUGCUGCCGGCCGGGGAGGCGGCGCGGGAGCUGCGCGCUCUGCGGGAUCGGGCGCAGCGGUGCGGCCACCACGUUGGGCGCCCCUUGGAGCUCUUCUGCGAGGACUGCGCGCUCUGCGUCUGCGCGCUCUGCCCCGCGCUGGGCCCGCACCGCGGCCACCGGGUCGAGCUCGUGCCCCAGGCGGCCAGGGGGAAGCAGGCGAUCAUGACAUCAUACUUGAAGCAGUUAACAGCGAAGAAGGAUCAGGAGGUUGAAAACACAAAGCACAUUGCAGAAGCUGCUAAUGAACUUAAGGUGCACAUGUCAGCAAGUAAAACCUGGUUGACGGGGAAGUUUGCAGAACUCCGCCUGCUGUUUGAUGAGGAAGAAGCACUGACCAAAAGAUACAUAGAGGAGAAGGGUCAGCAGACCCUGAAGGAGUAUGAAGAGCAGAUGGAGGCAAGCAAGAAGCAAAUAAGGAUCACAGAGAGUUUUUCAGACAGGAUCAGACAAAUUCAGCUGCGACCGGACCCUCUCUAUUUACUGAAGGACUAUGCCACCAUUCAGAAGGAAAUAGCGAAGCAGAGGGUCCCUGCAGAGCAGUGGUUUGCAGCACCCCUCUCAUUUGAGCAACUUGCUAACCACUUCAGACAUUUCCUGGAGAUCAUUCAGUCCACCUUGCAGAAGCCACUUGAAACACGGCUCAAGGAAGAUGUUUUCUGCAGCCUUGACGCCACCUUGAAGAAGAAGCCAGGUGUCUUGAUGAAAGUGACCUCUGGCAUUGAUCGGUCGCUCUUUCUAAAACAUGCAAGAACCCCCACAUUGGCGUUCGAUAGUUUGCACCCCAGACUGACGUUGUCUGAGGAUCUUCUUUCAGUAAGCUACUCCUGGAGGUGGAAGUUUUAUGCCUCAAGUCCACAGAGGUUUGACAACCUGUGGCAAGUUCUGAGCAGAGAUUCUUUCUAUGCUGGGAGCCAUUACUGGGAAGUGGAUUUGGUCCAAGCUGGCCAAGGAUGGUGGAUUGGGGCCGCUUACUCUUCCCUCAAGAGAAAAGGCAACUCUGAACUUUGCCGGCUGGGAUGGAACCGAGAGUCCUGGUGUAUCAAAAGGUUUGAUUUUGAGUACUGGGCAUUCCACAAUGGGGAGAAAAUCCCAGUCCGCACAGAAGAUGAUCCUGAACGGAUUGGAGUGUUUUUGGAUUAUGAAGCUGGGCUCCUGUCUUUCUACAACGUCACAGUCGGGAUGGCACACCUGCAUACCUUCCGCUCCAAGUUCACUGAACCCGUUUACCCAGCUCUGAGAUUGUGGGAAGGGACUAUCACAAUCCGUACGCUAACCUGAGUGUCGAUGGUGCCUUAUCAUGAAACAAUUUCAUGUUUUUAAUCAGGAUUCUUUGACUACUGCACUGAGCACUUAGGGUGUUGAACAUGAGAAAAU
Messenger RNA from Sphaerodactylus townsendi, 1602 nucleotides. RefSeq names its product tripartite motif containing 14 (gene TRIM14). NCBI's taxonomy places the organism in Eukaryota, Metazoa, Chordata, Lepidosauria, Squamata, Sphaerodactylidae. The record is from RefSeq and is a predicted model, not a curated record. The transcript is spliced from 6 exons. Gene Ontology annotation, molecular function: protein binding; zinc ion binding. The coding region runs from base 1 to 1506 and encodes 501 amino acids.